CCUUCAUAUCACUAAUCUUUUAUAUUAUGAAACAGAAAUUUCACGAUGCUAUCACAAAAUAUAAAAGAAUGCGAGCACGUUUUGAUCAAAGACAAAAAUUAAAGAAUGAAUAUGAAUUACUGAUUAAAUUCGAUGAACAUACAUAUGAAUUGUUUGGAUUAUAUCAGCAAACUAUUGUCGGUGAUAUCAAUGUACCAAAAAUGAAUUAUCGUGAUCCAAAUGAAAUGUCAUAUAUGUGGUCAUGGAUUAAAGGGAAUCGUAAAUGGCAUGCAUGGAAUAAGUGCAAAGGUCAGAUAACAUAA
Molecule: messenger RNA, 302 nt
Organism: Loa loa (African eye worm)
Lineage: Eukaryota; Metazoa; Nematoda; Chromadorea; Rhabditida; Onchocercidae
Exons: 3
Coding region: 27-302 (91 amino acids)
Molecular function (GO): fatty-acyl-CoA binding
Source: RefSeq, a predicted model, not a curated record